CUGAAGCGAGUCGCGCUGCACCCUCGCCGGUUAAUGGUAAAUAUACCCGCGAAAUGAGAGACUUCGAUCUGUGUGCAUACAAAAUAUCGAUACCUCAUGACUUCUGAUUUAAUUUAAUGCUGAGUGACCCGUGGGCAUCUGUAAAUCCAGGACAUUAUUUCGAUUAUUCGAUCCAAGUCGGAGUGCGGGAUGAAAAUCCAAGAUGGCCGCCGAGCUUCCUGUCCCGCGCGCUUCGCAAAAGUUUACGCCGCGAGCUUUCGCAGAUAUUAUGCGGAGAUGACGUGACGCAGAGGCGAAAACCUUUGAAAUUCGCAAGUGCGAUUAUCUAACUCCAGUUACCCGAAAAUAUUGUGAAGAUCGCGCGGAAUGUGCGAGAGAUCGCGACCUUCAGGGGAGCUCCGGUAAACUCGAUCGCCGGGUCGAAACAUAACCUCGAUGUGAACAGUGCGUUUACCCCCGUUGAUGGAUUUAUGAAGCUCGACACAAAGCACGGGAAUAAUCAACGGAUAAGAGAAGUCCUUAGGUCCACUUUGGCGCUAUUUUGACCGGCGUGAGUUUCGACGAUUUACGCAGAACUUUACAUUCCGAUCCGGCAUCUGCGCGAGUCGAAGGCGUCUUCGGUGAAGCUUGACAAAGGGAGUCGCAAAUCCGGAUUUUCGGGAAUUCGUUUAAUGGACCAGGAGGCUCUCGCGGCACUUUUCGAUCGGCGGGCUUGGAAGCACAAGAGGAGGCCCAUCUUGCAAGCGCAUCUCCGAGCCCCGUUCGUCGAAAAAAUGCCGCGCUGUACGUUGCAGCCCAUCGAGGAGUCCAACUCGGCCAGGUCGGGCGACAACACAGCGAGCAAUGAGCACCAGGAGAAGGACAGCCUGAACGAGACCGGAAGCACGACGGGAGGCACCGUGGAGGGCAACCCCGCGGGCAGCCCCGCCAGGGGAGACAGGACCCACCUGGAGAACGACUCACCUGGCCAGGUGGCUUCGACCUCUCCGCGCCCCAGGUCGCUCGUCUCCAGGAUCCUGGCCAGGGCGAGAUCCCCGGACGACCUCUUAGACCACGCGGAGCCAUUCUCGCAGCUAUGGAUCGUCCUCUCGAACGUCUACGGGGAGCUGAUGGUGGUGCUCAUGAUGGCGCUCUGUUUGGCCGAGGUCAUGGACACCCCGGUGCCCCUGCUGAGCCUCCAGGGCGUCUUCCUGAUGUACCUCUACGUCGGCAGCAUCGCCGUCAUCAUCGGCAUCUAUCUAUGGGUGCUGAUCGACAGCUGCGGCAGCUUUACCGGAGGUGGAGGUCUGGACGCUGAGCUGGGCAAUGCUUCCCUCACCAGGUUCGGCUCCCUGAAGAAGGCCCACAUCUCCAGGGCUAGAACUGCGCCCACUAGCUUCUACAUCAGGGUCGGGGCGUUGCUUUUCGGCCUGGCCACCCUGGUCUUCAACGGCCUCGAGAUGGCGAUGCACUCCAUGAUGCAGGGCGCGGAGUGCCUGAGCGACGUCGUCUUCGUGCACCCGGUCCUCCACGGGCUCUUCACCUUCCUGCAGAUGCACUUUCUCUUCGUCAACUCUCAGGUCCUGGUGGAGCGUUUCGGGUUGGCGGCCAGAUUUGGCUUCACCCAUCUGGCCGCGACCAACGUCGCGGUCUGGGCUCGUCUCGUCAUCUGGGAUUCGGCCCAGGAGUGGACCUACUUCGUGCACCUGGCUCAGAGAGGACCAGGGGCGUCCUCUUCGCCGUUGAGUCUUCGAGGAUUCCCGGGAUCCCUGAUCAGACACACCAGAGAUCUUGGAGAGACGAACCCUGGGGAGGUGUCCUUCAAGCCUUACCAGCCGAUCUCGGACGAGCAGAUCUCCCAGGUGGUGGCUCUUCAGGAAUGCCUCAACACGAAUACCCUGGGACAACUCUGGACGUCCAGCAUGCUGUUCCUCUACCCCUUCAUCGUCCAGUUCAGCCUGAUAGCCGCCGCGGUGACCUUCGUGAUGGGCCAGAACGUCGGCAGGAACCGACUGUCCUCGAAGAAGUUCCACUGCGCGAAAGAGCUCGCCGGGAAUACGCGGAUCGGCUGCGACGGCUCGAGCAAAGGCCUCUUCCUGGGGAUUCUCUGCAUGGUCGCGGGCAUCGUGGUCAUCCUGAUCUUCUUGGUGGUCCGGGAGGACGCCAAUUUCCCAUCGGCCACGCUCUCCUGGCUAACCUGCGGCACCUUGAUAGGAAUCCUCUCGCUGAGUGGCCUGAUGACGGCCAGUGGGCUGGUGCAGGUGCGGCAGAUGUCCGUCGUCACCAGGGCACCGGCUGCCUUGGACAACCUGCUGUCCAACGUGGCGCUCUUCGGGGUCCAGCUCUACUCGGUGUUCACCAUCGUGGUGUGCGCGUGUUCACUGGCCACCAUGGACGAGGCUUCUUCGGGGAAUCAGGGAAGACACGCGAUGUUGUUGUCGGCCUCGGUGAUCCAGCUGGUCCAGUGCUUCGCCCAGAGCACCCUGAUCGCCGAGGCCUCGAAGAGGUCCUGCAUUACGCGCUUCCAGAUGUCCGUCAAGCCUGCUCGCCAGGUUAUCACCUUCCUGCUCUUCAGCAACGCCGUGCUGUGGGCCUUCGACACCGUGGUCACCCAGAACUGGGUGUCGCAGGAGCUCCAGCUCAGGUUCUUCGGAGUCCUCGCCUGGGGCGUCGUCUCCAGGAUCGGCCUACCUCUCCUCGUUUUCUACCGAUUCCACAGCUGCGUGAUGCUCCUCGAGGCUUGGAACAAGUGCUACAGAGUACCUAGGGGCGAGGUGCCGCUCAACUGACGACGCGGAGACCCACGGCGGUCCUCCUCCAGGUUGCAGCAGCGACCUCGUCGCUACCACCGGCGCGGGAAAGUGAAGCUGGACCUCAGGAAGACCGACUUCAAGGUCCACCGUGGGCCAGCUCGCGACUCCCUGGUACCGGACUCGCCGAUCCACGCUCG
Molecule: messenger RNA, 2929 nt
Organism: Orussus abietinus
Lineage: Eukaryota; Metazoa; Arthropoda; Insecta; Hymenoptera; Orussidae
Exons: 9
Coding region: 672-2768 (698 amino acids)
Biological process (GO): proton transmembrane transport
Cellular component (GO): membrane
Molecular function (GO): proton channel activity
Source: RefSeq, a predicted model, not a curated record